Molecule: messenger RNA, 1411 nt
Organism: Panicum hallii
Lineage: Eukaryota; Viridiplantae; Streptophyta; Magnoliopsida; Poales; Poaceae
Product: phosphoserine phosphatase, chloroplastic-like
Exons: 7
Coding region: 232-1119 (295 amino acids)
Biological process (GO): dephosphorylation; L-serine biosynthetic process
Cellular component (GO): cytoplasm
Molecular function (GO): magnesium ion binding; L-phosphoserine phosphatase activity
Source: RefSeq, a predicted model, not a curated record
CGCCGGCGCUGCCCCUGUCUUCUUCGCCAUACCACGAUUAGAGUGUUCCACCCGCCGAGCGAGGCGAUUCCGGCCCCGCAGGUUGGGCUUGCCGCGCGCGCGCGUGAGGUGUUCGACGCUUUGUGCCAGUGAGAGCGCGAGGCGCGCACUUGGGGCAUCCGGAGAUUGCUCGUCGCCUGCUGUUGUUACCCAUCACGUUGGCGCCUUGCCUGAUUUGCAGGUGCGUAUGGUAUGGACGGCCUGAUCAGCGCACACGCCGGCCUGAGGAGCUCGCUGCCUGUUCGUCGGUCGUCUGCAGCUCGGCCGCUACCGGCUUCGCAAGUGCCGGCUCGGUUCACGAGCCCUCCGUUUCGCUCUGCUAAGGUUUGCAAGAGCCGUGGUUUAGAGGCAGCAGCGCUGGAGGUCUCCAAGGACUGCUCCUCAGCGGUUCUUGCCAAUCUCCAGCCUUCCAAAGAUGCUAUUGAGACGUUGCGCAAUGCCGAUGCAGUAUGUUUCGAUGUCGAUAGCACUGUCAUCAUGGAUGAGGGUAUUGACGAGCUCGCUGAUUUCUGUGGGGCAGGGAAAGCUGUUGCCGAAUGGACAGCGAAGGCAAUGACAGGGGAUGUUCCAUUUGAGGAGGCACUGGCAGCCAGGCUGUCUUUAAUCAAGCCAUCUCUCUCACAAGUUGAAGAGUGCUUGGAGAAGAGACCGCCCAGGAUUUCUCCAGGAAUGGCUGAUUUGAUUAAGAAGCUAAAAGCUAAUAGUACUGAUGUGUUCCUUGUGUCAGGAGGCUUCCGACAAAUGAUCAAGCCUGUGGCAUUUGAGCUUGGUAUUCCUGCUGAAAACAUCAUUGCAAACCAACUGCUAUUUGGAACUUCUGGGGAGUAUGCUGGAUUUGAUCCCACAGAGCCCACUUCACACAGUGGGGGUAAAGCAAAAGCCGUGCAACAAAUAAAACAGAACCAUGGCUACAAGACGGUCGUUAUGGUUGGAGAUGGUGCAACUGAUCUUGAGGCUCGGCAACCUGGAGGAGCAGACUUGUUCAUCUGUUACGCCGGUGUUCAGAUGAGAGAACCCGUCGCAGCAAAAGCCGACUGGGUUGUUUUUGACUUUCAAGAGCUGAUAACCAAGUUGCCAUAAGUUGACUACUUACCGCAAUUGUGAACCUCGCAUUCUUGACGCUGAGCAGUGAAAUAAUUGCAGCCACAUCUCAAGCUGUAGAUGUCACUGGUGAUUCUUGGAUUUAGCUGAACUAUCUGGUUGUAAGUAUUUGAUAUUUUUUUUGCCCCCACUUUUUAUGGAUGAUCUUGAACCACAAGUUUGACGGUUAUGUUCCAAUAUUGUGAGUGAAGUAUGUUUUAAGUAACUGUUGAGUAUGAAGUAAUGAAUUACAUCACAUUUAAGUGCUGAAUCACACCUUUUGGUUUUGCAA